Molecule: messenger RNA, 1612 nt
Organism: Lactuca sativa (garden lettuce)
Lineage: Eukaryota; Viridiplantae; Streptophyta; Magnoliopsida; Asterales; Asteraceae
Product: glycosyltransferase BC10
Cellular component (GO): membrane
Molecular function (GO): glycosyltransferase activity
Source: RefSeq, a predicted model, not a curated record
CCGUUUGUUUGUCCCUUUCCUAUUUCAUCAUCUUGGUCAUCACUCUCAAUUUCAUUCAAACCCUACACGAAUGCAUCUCUAUCUUCUUUUAUUCAUGAAUCCUUCUGUCUUCUCCCUCCAAACCACCACAUCUUAUCGAUUUUCCCGGCAAGAUACUGUCGAAAUCCAUCGAUUCUGUGCAUAGAUAGUGCUGAUUUUGAACUAUGUUCAACGCCCCAUUUGUACUCUUGUUCGCUCUCUUACUUACCCUACCUCUUUUGUUCAUCUUCGCACCUCGAAUCCUUCCUCCUAGACGCGUUGUAAUCUCUCUGCCCGACGAACUCGAUGACCUCGCGCUUUUCCGGCGAGCUGUUCUUUCGACGGUUCGCCCACCGGGAUCCGUAUCCCGUCUUGGGUCCACUAACGCUAAACCUAAAAUCGCUUUCAUGUUUCUCACCAACACUGAUCUCCACUUUGCUCCUCUGUGGGAAAAGUUCUUCAACUCGCCUAAAUCGAAUCAACAAAAGUUGUAUAAUAUAUACAUCCAUGCCGAUCCAGAUUCCGACGUCAAGUCUCCUGGUGGCGUCUUCGAAAAUCGAUUCAUUCCCGCGAAAAAAACGCAGAGAUCUUCUCCGACUCUCAUCUCCGCCGCCCGCCGCCUUCUCGCUACCGCCAUCCUCGACGACUCGUUAAAUGCUUACUUUGUUCUCGUCUCCCAACAUUGUAUCCCUUUGCAUUCCUUUCGCUAUGUAUACAAAACCCUAUUCCGAACACCUACUGAGUCUACUCGGUUCCCAACUCGGUUUCCGACUAGGCUCAGUUUCAUCGAAGUGUUAUCGGAGGAACCCCAACUGUGGGACCGGUACACCGCCAGAGGCAAAAACACCAUGUUGCCUGAGGUUCCGUUUGAUAAGUUCCGGAUCGGGUCACAGUUUUAUAUUUUGACCCGGGCUCACUCUUUGAUGGUAAUAAAGGACCGGAAGCUAUGGAGGAAGUUCAGGCUGCCGUGCUUGAACGUUGAUUCGUGUUACCCGGAGGAGCAUUACUUCCCGACGCUUUUGUCAAUGGAGGAUCCAAAUGGAGUUAGCGAGUACACACUCACUCGGGUCAAUUGGACAGGCAGUGUGGAUGGUCAUCCACAUACAUACCACCCGGCUGAAUUGUCGCCUGAGUUAAUCCGGUCGCUCAGAGUUUCUAAUUCGACAUUUUCGUAUCUUUUUGCCCGGAAAUUUUCGCCGGAUUGCUUGCUGCCAUUGAUGAGUAUUGCUGAGAAGGUGAUUUUCAGGGGAUGAUGUCAUUCACUACAGACAAACAGGUUUGAUGAUUUUGAUCAUAAACAAAUAGAUAAUGGGAUUUGGUAGAGAAUAAGGGCCCAAGAGCUGGUUUCUGGGCAAAAGCCCAGCCCAGUGUGUGUAGAUGGAUUGUUGGGCUUAAAGUGGAGUUUAUUGGGGAGAAGAAAAACUGAAAAGCAUACAACAUACCAAAAGGGUGUGAAUGCGAUGCAUUUCUUCUAUUCCAUAUCUUCCGUUUGCUCUUUUUGUAAAUAUUCUUGUAAACUUUUGUGGUUUUCAUUCUAUUUUAUAUUAUAUUAAAAGAACACAUGGUGCCCUUGGUACCAUGUGAAUUCGAGUCA